Messenger RNA from Zea mays, 804 nucleotides. Its product is annotated as guanylyl cyclase-like protein. The record is from RefSeq and is marked provisional. Lineage: Eukaryota; Viridiplantae; Streptophyta; Magnoliopsida; Poales; Poaceae.
AUGUGGCCCCUGUGCGUCAUCUCCGAGAAGCUCUUCAGGAUGGCGGGCGACGACGGCGCGCAGGGGGCGGCGGGCUCGCCGUACCCCGACGGGCGGAUUUCACUAGCACGCCGAUCGUACUACAUCGAUGUUCCGCAUGUGCAGCAGGCCUUCACCUGGGACUGCGGCCUCGCUUGCGUGCUCAUGGUGCUCAGGACGCUAGGGAUUGAUUGCUGCGACGGCAUUGCCGAUCUAGAGAGGCUCUGCCGCACCACAAGCAUUUGGACGGUUGACUUAGCAUAUCUGUUAAACAAGUUUUCAGUCAGCUUUUCUUUCUGUACCGUGACCCUUGGAGCAAAUCCACAAUAUUCUGCUGAAUCCUUUUAUAGGGAGCAAUUGCAAGAAGACAUCGAUCGAGUGGAUGAGCUAUUUGGGAAGGCGCUCGAUGCUGGAAUUAGCAUUCAAUGCAGGUCCAUCACCGCAUACGACAUUGCUUUUCUACUGUUAUCUGGGCACUGCAUUGCUAUUGCUUUAGUGGACAAAUCGAAGCUAAAUUUGCCCUGCAUGAGUGAUCAUGAUGUACAACAGCACAACGAUGAGCCUGACUACAUGGGACACUAUGUCGUAAUAUGUGGGUAUGAUGCUGAUGAUUGUGAAUUUGAGAUAAGAGAUCCUGCCAGUUCCAGGAAACGCGAACGGGUGACAAUGAAGAGCUUGGACGAGGCCCGGAAAUCCUUUGGGACAGACGAGGACAUUCUCUUGGUCUCUUUAACAGGAAAGAGUGGGAUGAAGCUGUCGCGUAAGCUACUUGCCUGCUCCAUGUAG